Molecule: messenger RNA, 1008 nt
Organism: Torulaspora delbrueckii
Lineage: Eukaryota; Fungi; Ascomycota; Saccharomycetes; Saccharomycetales; Saccharomycetaceae
Gene: TMA46
Product: translation machinery-associated protein TMA46
Exons: 1
Coding region: 1-1008 (335 amino acids)
Biological process (GO): cytoplasmic translation
Cellular component (GO): cytosol
Molecular function (GO): metal ion binding; mRNA binding
Source: RefSeq, a predicted model, not a curated record
AUGCCACCAAAAAGAAAUCAACAACAAACCAAAAAGAAGGACAAUGUCGACAAGACGUUCGGGAUGAAAAAUAAGAACAGGUCGACUAGAGUUCAAAAGUACAUCAAGCAAGUUGAAUCGCAGAGUAAUCCCGAGAAAGAGGAUUUAAAACGUCAGAGAUAUGAAGCAAAGAAGAGACAGGAGGCAGAAGAAGCCGAGAGACGUGCUCUUUUCAACCCUGCACUUGACCAAAGAGUGCGUGCAGGUGUUGAUCCCAAGACAGUUGUCUGUGCCAUGUUUAAGAUCGGUAACUGUAACAAAGGUGCCAGAUGUAAAUUUUCGCAUGAUCUAAGCAUGGGUAGAAAAGUGGAAAAGAAGGAUUUGUACAGUGAUGUUAGAAAGGAGAAAGAACAAGAUACAAUGGAUAAUUGGGAUGAGGAUAAAUUGAGGGAUGUGAUCUUGUCCAAGCACGGCAAUCCAAAGACAACCACCGAGAAAGUUUGCAAAUUUUUCAUUGAAGCAGUGGAGAACGGUAAAUACGGUUGGUUCUGGACUUGUCCCAAUGGUGGUGAUAAAUGUAUGUACAGACACUCACUUCCUGAGGGUUUCGUGUUGAAGACGAAUGAGCAAAAAAGAAUGGAAAGAGAAGCAUUGGAAAAUCAACCAAAGAUUACUUUGGAAGAGUUUAUUGAGACCGAAAGAGAAAAGCUGGACAAGACUAAGUUGACACCGAUUACAAUGGAAAAUUUUGCCAAAUGGAAGAGAAACCACAUUAUCGAAAAGAAUAAUGCAGAAAGCAAAGAAGCUGAGAAGAAGAAACCUUGUGGGCGUGAAGUCUUGUUGAAACUAUUUGUUGAGAACAAGAAAUUCGAUGAGAACGAUUUGGCCGACGCGACCCAGGGUUCUGAAUGGGAUCUUUCAGAGUUUACCAAGGCUCUCAAUGAAACAGAUGAUAUCAAAGAUUAUGGUGAUGGUAGUAACCCCAAUUUUGAUAUUAUUAAGAAGGAGAACAAUACUGCAUCAGCCUGA